Populus nigra (black poplar) is the source of this 3340-nucleotide messenger RNA. Its product is annotated as pentatricopeptide repeat-containing protein At3g58590. The coding region runs from base 81 to 2294 and encodes 737 amino acids. The transcript has a single exon. NCBI's taxonomy places the organism in Eukaryota, Viridiplantae, Streptophyta, Magnoliopsida, Malpighiales, Salicaceae. Gene Ontology annotation, molecular function: protein binding; RNA binding. Gene Ontology annotation, biological process: RNA modification. The record is from RefSeq and is a predicted model, not a curated record.
AUCCAAUAAAAUCAUGGGCUAAAACCGAAACCACAUAAAACUCCAAAGCCACGUACACUUUCCAAAUCUUUCCCUCCUUUAUGAGCUUCCAUGGAGAUUUCCUCAAAUACCAAUAUCGUCUCCUCCAACUUCUCCAAUCUUGUUCAAAACUUCGUGCCCUUAACACAACAAAACCACUCCAUGCACUCACAAUCACUAUCAGCCCAAACCCAGAGCAAUCCACCUUUGUUUACAACAAUAUUAUUUCCUUCUAUGCAUCAUUCAACCAAGUACCAAUGGCGCACAAAGUGUUCGACAAUAUGCCUCAAAGAAACAAAGUGUCUUACAAUUCAAUUAUUAGCUGUUUUAGUAAAUAUGGUUAUUUAGAGGAAGCUUGGAGAACGUUUUGUGAGAUGAUAGAUUGUGGGUUCAGGCCGAAUAACUUUACCUUGUCUGGUUUGUUAUCGUGUGCGUCAAUGGAUGUCGGUCGUGGGAUUAUGUUGCAGGCACUGGCAAUAAAGAACGGGUUAUUCUGUAGUGAUGCUUUCGUGGGCACUGCUUUGUUGGGUUCAUUUGGAAGAUGUGGGUGGUUAGAUGAAGCAUUCCAUGUUUUUGAAGAUAUGCCUAAUAAAAGCUUGGUGACAUGGAAUUCGAUGAUAUCAUUGUUGGGGCAUCAUGGUUUUGUGGAAGAUUGUGUAGUUUUGUUUCGCAAGCUUGUUAGGAAAGAGGGUUCUUUGUCUAAAUGUUCUUUUGAGGGUGUUUUAUCGGGGUUGGUGUGUGAAGAAGAUUUGGAAUUCGGAGGACAAAUACAUGGUUUGGUCAUUAAAAGCGGGUUUGAUUGCGAAGUUUUAGUUUCGAAUUCUCUUAUCAAUAUGUAUGCGAGAUGUUCAAGCAUUUCCCAAGUGGAGAAACUGUUUGAGGAAGUAGAUGGUAGGGAUGUAGUCACGUGGAACACAAUAAUUAGUGCCAUCUCAAAAAGUAAGAACCCUGGAAAAGCAUUAGAAGUCUUUCUGAAAAUGUCUGAGGAUGGAAUAAUGCCUAACCAGACCACAUUUGUAAGUGUCAUUAACUCUUGCACCAGUUUGCUGGUCCCAAUGUGUGGAGAAUAUGUCCAUGGUAAAAUAGUGAAAAGUGCUCUUGAAACAGAUGUUUAUUUGGGUAGUGCCUUGGUUGAUUAUUAUGCCAAAUGUGGUAAACUGGAUAAUGCCCAUUAUUGCUUUCGCGAGAUACAUCAGAAGAAUGUGGUCUCUUGGAAUUCUUUGAUCCUGGGUUAUGCAAAUAAAUGCUCUUUUGCUUCUGUUUCUUUGUUGCUAGAAAUGCUUAAGUUAGGCUUCCGACCUAAUGAAUUUUCAUUUUCUGCUGCUCUUAAAUCAUCCUUGGUUUUAGAGCUAAAGCAGAUUCAUAGCCUGACUAUAAGAUUGGGCUAUGAGAAUAAUGAAUAUGUAUUGACCUCCCUUAUUACCUCCUAUGGCAGGAAUGGUCUCAUAACUGAUGCUCUAAUCUUUGUUAAAGCUUCUGAAACACUGCUUGCUGUUGUUCCCGCUAACAGUAUUGCUGGAAUUUAUAACAGAUCUGGCCAAUACUUUGAGACAUUAAAGUUUCUUUCUCAGCUUGAAGAACCAGACACUGUGUCUUGGAACAUUGUUAUUGCAGCUUGUGCACGCAAUGGAAAUUACAAGGAGGUUUUUGAACUUUUUAAACACAUGCGUGUUGCUCAAAUGCUUCCAGACAAUUACACAUAUACAAGUCUUCUAUGUGUGUGUAGUAAGGUCUGUAACCUUGCUCUGGGAAGUUCUAUUCAUGGUCUCCUCAUAAAGACUAAUUUCAGUUAUUUUGAUAUUGUUGUCCGCAAUGUGUUGAUAGACAUGUAUGGAAAGUGUGGCAACCUUGAAAGUUCAGUAAAGAUUUUUGACAGUAUGACAGAGAGAAACCUAAUUACAUGGACAGCUCUAAUUUCAGCCCUUGGAAUUAAUGGCUGUGCUCAGGAAGCAUUAGAAAGGUUUAAUGAUAUGGAAUUUCUAGGUUCUAGACCUGAUAAGAUUGCUUUUAUUGCGGUGCUUACGGCAUGCAGACAUGGUGCUUUAGUCAGAGAAGGGAUGCAGUUGUUUGGUAAAAUGAAUAAUUACCAUAUUGAACCAGAUAUGGAUCAUUAUCAUUGUUUAGUGGACUUAUUGGCUAGGAAUGGACAUCUUGAGGAAGCAGAGAAAGUGAUUUCCUGCAUGCCUUUCCCACCAGAUGCCCAAAUAUGGCGUAGCUUUCUUGAAGGUUGCAAGAAACGUAGAAAUAAUGAGGAUCAUGCAGUGUGCAUAAAGUAAAAGUCAGUUCUUGACAUUAGUGCAUGCAUACAGAGGAUUAAGCCUUCAACAUGUAAACUUGAAAUUAUUUUCUCAAAGGUUCCUUUCGAGACAUUGUGUAGCCUUUGCUUCCAGAUAAAGAAAGAGAGUACAGACACUCUGAAUUUCCAAGGCUAAUUAUUUGUUGGUCAUGCUGAUUAAAUGUGCCCGGUGUGGAGGCCAAAUUAACAGUUGGAGAAUUACUGAAAUGAGUUUUUUUCCCUCUCUUCUCUGCUUAUCUCAAGUGUCGCAUAGGUCUAUAUUGGUCAUGUAAUUUUGUAAAUUAACCUAUCAGGAGUGUGCAUCAUCAUCCAUGAAACUCUACCUUUAAACCUGCAUUACCAGAGCCAAACAUUGCCCUUAACCAACAGAGAUGCCAGUUUGAGCACUUUCUCCUCCUUCAGUUUGUGGCCAUGCAUGGUCCACCCUAAGGCUUUCCUAUGUUCAAUGGUAAAGUCUGUCCCUUGCAUGUCAAACUAGGAUAUUGUAAGAUUCCUGCAAUUCUAAAGCAGUUCGUGAUAUUUGUUUUGGAACAACUAGACUAAUUCAUGAUAGUGUCACACAAUCUUUGGUGACUCACUUGCAUUUCAUUCAAACGGUUUGGUCCAUAAGUUCUUUAUGCAUCGAUCUACUCUUGAAGGCUUAGGGUAAUGACCAUCUCUCUCAGUCACUUCUGCCCUUAAGCACCAAGUAUUUUCAAUGUUGAUCCAAUGAGCAUAAGAUCAAUUAAGAAAAACAGAAUGAAAUCCAUAAUAUCUUUUAUCAGCUGGGGGAUCUGAAACUACGGCAGACUCCAAAAUAUUAAAGCCUCAAUUGCCCAGAUCAGAUGUCCCUAUUGUGUCAUGCAGGACUGAAAAGGAACAGUGCGAGAUGAUGCAUAUGAUGUUAAGUUGGAACUCUCAAGGUACUAUCAAGUUUUUGGGGCAGUAAAGCUGUCUAAAGUGUUACAUUUUGUGUAUUUAAACUCUUCAUAUGUUGGACAUGAUUGUGAGAAAGGUUAACAUGUUGUCCUUGAUUUAAUUUUUUCA